CCAGAUACACGCUGCGCUCUUCAAUACGAAUUGACGAAAAUACGUCUGAAUGAAAAAGACUACAACUGUACUUUCGGUUAAUUGUGAAAUACGUGUAACUUAAACUAUGAUUUAAAAGAUACACUUGAGAUAUAGGUCUGAUUCCUGAAACCGUUUCUAUAUUCAUAUACAAAGCAAGGUGAAAAAUAAAUUAAAUGUUUAGUUAUUUAGAAGAACAAGCCGAAGAAAUAGAGGCUUUAAAGUCUAUUUAUGGAGAUGAUUUAACAGAAAUAACAUCAAAUCCACCAUGCUUUAUGGUCCAUUUAUCUAAUAUUGAAGCUAUUCUUCCUAGUUCUCUACAGUUAAAGAUAACAUUGCCCACUACAUACCCAAGUGUUGUACCUAUACUUGAAAUACCAAUGAGAUCCAAUAUUUUAUCCAAUGACGAGUGUCAACAACUAGUAACACACCUUCUUCAACGGGCUGAAGAAAAUAUUGGUAUGGCCAUGAUUUUUACUUUAGUUGAUAAUGCUCAGGACUGGAUAAACGAACAUAUUCAAGUAUCACAAUCAGAAGAUAAUGGGGCGGUAGUAGAAGAACCAGUAUCGCCUAUAAAACCUAAACCGGUUAAAAUAUGUUAUGAUGUAAAAACACAGGGUGGUAAAUGGGAUUAUAUAUUGGGAUUAGUGGGUAAACCUUCAGCAGGAAAAUCUACGUUCUUUAAUGCAGCAACUAAUUUAGAUCUAGCUAAAACUGGCGCCCAUCCAUUCACCACAAUAGAACCAAAUAUAGGCAGGGCUUUUUAUUCUAUACCAUGCCCUUGUCAAAACCAUAAUAUCAAUAUAUGUAAUGCAGCUCAUGGUCAUAAUCACAAGAACGAUAGAUAUAUACCAGUACUCCUGAAAGAUGUAGCUGGUCUUGUACCUGGAGCAUCACAAGGCAAGGGUCGCGGAAACAGGUUUUUGAAUGAUCUGUUAGAUGCCGAUGUAUUAGUACAUAUAGUAGAUGUAUCUGGUAAAACUAAUGAGAAAGGUGAAGAAACGACAGAUUAUGAUCCUAGUUUAGAUAUCACGUGGAUACAAAAUGAAUUACAUCAAUGGAUAUAUGAGAAUAUAAUGGUCAAGUGGGAUAAUAUUAGGAGAAAACCAGAAAAAUUAAUUGACAUGUUUACUGGUUAUCAUGCCAGUAAAUCUCUAAUCUUUAAAGCAUUUCAACAAGCAGGAAUAACAGAGAAAGAGUUGUCCGUCUUACAUCAAUGGACAGAGGAUGUUUUACACAACCUUGUUAGCGAGUUUUUACAUCUGCGAUUUCCUAUGCUAGUGGUACUUAAUAAAUGUGAUAAACCAACAUCUUCUGAACAUAUACAAAGAAUUCAGGAGUUAUAUCCAGAUUUACCGUGUAUACCGGUAAGUUCUGACUCGGAAUCGUAUCUUCAAGCCCAGAUGAAAUUAGGCAACUUAGUGUUUGAUACAGUGUUAAAAAGGAUAACCGUACCAGACAAUGUGAAUAUUGAUGUUAAAAUUAGAGCUGGCAAUAUUCAAAACAAUGUACUAGAUAGAUAUGGAUCUACUAACGUUCACGAAGCUUUGUGUAAAGCAGUGCGUUUAAAGAAACCUGUCUAUGCCUAUCCUGUAACUUGUCUAGAUACGUUUAAAUCAAUUAGUAAAUCUGUAUCUAUAGGACAUCGUGAAGCUGAUAUAAUGAGAGAUUGUAUCUCUUUAAAACCGUCAACGACUGUAGAAGAAUUGUAUACUGUAUUAAAACAUCAUCCUGUUAGUUUAAUUACUGGGGAUUUCGUUCGAGCCGAGACUGUAGAUAAAGAGGUCUGUAAGAGACCAGUUAAAAAAGAUGAAAAGAUAGAUGAUUCGAAUUAUAUAAUUAAAAUAAUGACUACAAAACGAUCCGCAACGUCUUCAUUCGAUGCAUUCUAGAACUCCCGAUUACCCAGCAAAUUGAUUAAAGAGAAUGACCACUCUCCCUUUAUCGGAUAGGAUUUUAGUCAUACUCAAUUCAAUUUUAAAAUUAUUAGCAUUUUUAAAGACAAUUCGAUGCAUUCUAGAACUCCCGAUUACCCAGCAAAUUGAUUAAAGAGAAUGACCACUCUCCCUUUAUCGGAUAGGAUUUUAGUCAUGCUCAAUUCAAUUUUAAAAUUAUUAGUAUUUUUAAAGACAAUACAAAAUUCUGUAUGAAAAUGAAAUAGUAGAUAUUCGUUUCUUCGAAAAGGUGGUCGAUCAGUCCGCAAUUAACUCGGGAAUCGAUCAAGGGAUCACUUUCUCAAGGAAGCAUUUCACGUUCUGCUUUAUGAAUAAUUUCAGCCAAUCGUUCAGAUGUUAUUAAAAGAAAUACAGGACGCUUUUAAAUCAAGGAAAUAAAGGUGUACGAUUAUUGUGAUAGUGCUUCAAGUUAUUUUUCUCCGUCUUAACCUAGGAGCAGAUAAGACAUAAAUAUUUUUUUAUUCGAUCCACAAGGAAGGAAGCAUGUUAAUAUUUUAAUAAUGUAUUUAAAGGAGCUAAAUCGCUAAUAUUUGGGACCUAGAAAUGGACACAGAUGGGU
Patella vulgata (common limpet) is the source of this 2532-nucleotide messenger RNA. RefSeq lists its product as uncharacterized. The record is from RefSeq and is a predicted model, not a curated record. Gene Ontology annotation, cellular component: cytoplasm. Lineage: Eukaryota; Metazoa; Mollusca; Gastropoda; Patellidae. The transcript has 14 exons. Gene Ontology annotation, molecular function: protein binding; ATP hydrolysis activity; GTP binding. The coding region runs from base 195 to 1910 and encodes 571 amino acids.